This is a messenger RNA of Paramecium tetraurelia, 6683 nucleotides long. RefSeq lists its product as uncharacterized. Gene Ontology annotation, molecular function: protein binding. The record is from RefSeq and is a predicted model, not a curated record. Lineage: Eukaryota; Ciliophora; Oligohymenophorea; Peniculida; Parameciidae. The transcript is spliced from 5 exons.
AUGUAACCAUUGAGGCCUUCUUCGGCGAGUUCAACAUUACCAAAAGUGGAUCAAAAGAGCACAGCAAGGAAAAAAUCGGCUCACCAAUCCCUUUUUUAGCCAAUCACCAAACCAUCUGCUUCAUCAAUUGAAACUCCUGACUAACAAUUGAAGAAAACUCAAGUAUUGGAGUCAUUGGGAUUCUACGAAAAAUAACUCAUGGCUCUAAAGGGAACCAGUCAGCAAUAAAGUGAAGUGGAUACUCUGUUUAAACAACUAAACAAAUUUGCAAUGGCACAAAUUGAAAAGAAUGGAUUUCAUGAUACAUGUAUAUUGAUUCUCCAAUGGAUUAUUCAACAUAAAUCAUUUUAGGAAAUUCCCACAUCGAUUUGUUUGGCUUACAACAACAUGGGUUGUGUUUAUCGUAGAAUCGGACAAACCCAGUUAGCAUUCAAUGCUUUAGAGAAUGCUCUACAAUUAGUUCAGAUGUAUGACUAAAUUAAGAUGGAAACAAUAACAUAUUUGAAUAUUACAACUGUUUUAAGUUAAAUGAAUAUGCAUGAAAAGGCAUUGAAGGCUUCUCUCAAAGCGAUUCAAUCAGGCAAGAAGGAAUUUGAUCCAAAUCAAAUUGAAACUGUUCGGUGUUUGGCUUUGGCCAAUCUCAACUAUGGAUUCGAAUUGGAAGCCCUGGAUCGUUUGGAAGAAGCAGUAAAACAAUACAAAAGAUCAUUAUAAUUUGUGCUUGAACAUCUAGGUAACCACGAUCCUUUGUUUUAAAAAUUUCAUAGUCAUCAUCACUUGGCCAAGUAAAAAUUGAUAGUCCAAAUGAACUAGCAAUAGCCAGGUUUGUUUAAGACAGUCUUAUAAUUAAAGAAAAAUUACGAAGUUCCAACAGAUGAGAGUUUUUAGUAAACAACUCCCAUGUGUUAAACAAAAAAGUACUCAACGAUUAAGAGAAAUAAUUACAUGGAGGAUCUUAAUAAUAAAAGAGAUAGCAGUGCAACCAUUAAGAAAGGAAUGACAGAUGAAGAAGCAUUCUAAGAGGUCAAACCCUAAAAGGCUGUAGAGAAUAGAUCAGAACCAAAAUAAGUUGAAUUUAAAAUGCAAUAGGAGGAGAUUCAACCUAGGAAAGAAACUCAAGUUAGUAAUAAGAAGAUGAAUCAGAUUGAGUAGAUUCAAAUAGACGAAUGGUCUAACUCAGAGCCCUCAGAUACAGAAGUUAAGAAAUAGAGGCUGAAUGAGAGGUCUGCAGAUUUGAAGGUAUCAUCAGUCAAAGCCAAUACUAAGGAUCAAAGAUUGAAUUUUCUGAGUAAGCAAAAUACAUCCAAAUAAAAGGUGGAUGAGAAUUUAUUGGAAAAAGAAUAACAAAUCAUCAGGGAAAUAGAGGAAUAGAUAUAUAAUGCAAAUAGCAUAGCAAAAAUACAAGCUUAGUUUAGGAUGAAGAAGGAGAGGAAGAAGUUUUAUUGUCUCAAAAAGGCUAAGAAGGAUUAAGGAGAAUUGUUGCCUUCUGAUGAAUUGAAACUGAAAUAAUUCCAAAGAUUCAUCAAAAGGAAGCUGAGGGAGUUGAAAAUGAGAGAGAUUACUAAGAAAAUAGUAUAAAAAAACAAAUUAAAGAAAUUUCCCAAUACAGAAAAUUAGGCCUAUUAACGAAUCAUUUCCUUAUUGGAAACCUAUAAAGCUUAUAAAAGAAUGCUCUUACAUAAAUACGUAGUAAAGUCUAGACAAUUCUAAACCUUGAGGUAGAGCUAUUGUCAUCCCAACUAGAUGGUUCAUGAGAAGAUAGAACCAUUUAGAGAUGCUUACAUAUUUACAUUUGGAAUAACAAAUGAUGAUUCCUUUGUACGAUUUUCACUGGUCAAUGGAGUCAAAAACAAGAGAAAAGAAUAGUAAUAUUAUUUUGAGAUGGAUACGUAGAGUUUCUUGAAGUCUCUCGGAUUGUUGCAUUAAUAUAUCGAGGAUUUAGAGUGCUUUAUAAUUGAGGAGAAUUAAUUGUUGAGGAAUCUGAAGAACUUACAAACUGUGGCAUAACAAUUUAUCAUAAUGAAUGAGGUGGAUGGGAAGUACGUAGUGAGAUGCUUAACUGAAUUCAAAACCUAGUUCAGAUAGGCACUUUAGAGAACAGCAGUGAUAUUGCAGGAACUUAUUUUGGUUGAUAGCAAUAAGCUUUACAUUUAGGGGAUUAACAAUUUUGAAUAUAACGAUGUGGUUCCAUAUGAAGAGGAAAUCAGAGAGAUUAGGCCACCUCUUUACACUAAGAAAUUGAGUGAAAAAGAAUUAGCCUCAAUAAAAUUCAUCUAAUCAUUUAUGAAAGGUUAUUUACAGAGGAUUAGAGUAUAAAAAUGGGUGAAUUAGAAGUAGAAGCAGAUAUAUUCAACAAACUUGAUAAAGACAGUGACUGGACAUUAUUUAAAGAUUGUUAAGGCAUAGAAUAUCGUGAGCAAGAAACAUUAUUUAUACAUAAUAAAUCAGGAAACCUAGAAGAAGUCAAAUGAUUUGGAAAUCAAAUAGAUAGUGUUUUAAAAUAUGGGAGAUGUUACAAGAGAAAAUAUGUUUGAGAUAUUGAAAAUAGAUAUGGAUGGACCGAGUAUAGAGUAUAGUGACGAAGCCAAUUAUUGGGUAUAAAAAUAGGAGGACUAUUAAAAAAGAGGAGGGAAGGAAACAUACUCGAAGAUAAGCAAAGCCGAUUCGAUUGUAUUAAUUCAAAGAGCAGUUUUACAUUACUUGUUAAGAAGACGAUGUACCAUAAAGAAGAUCAAUAAAGCUAAGUUCAAUACUAGUGAUUAGAAAGACAUAGAGCGAGAAAUUUUGGUGAGAAGGGCAAUCAUUUAUGGAUCAGAUAUGAAUUAAAGGGCAUGCUUAACGACAUUAUAUUUAGAAAUAGAAAGGACUGAUCCGAAUACAUCUCUGAUGGGUCAAAGUGAAUAUUAAAGUGUAUUGAUUACUUCGAAGAACCUAGAACAUGUGUAUGCAUUUGAUAAAUGUGUUCCAUUUUAUCAGAAAUUGUUUUAUCCAUUAUCUCGAACUGAAAUCAUAACAGUAGCAUAAAGAAUGGUUGAGGUGUCAAGAAUAGUGAAAAAUAAGAAGGGGGAGCCUAAAGUUGAAUGCAAGAGUGUCGAUCAAGUUCAUGGAGAGAUUCUGUCAAAACAAGGAGAGGAGGAUGAUAUUAAUCAAAAGAAGGAGAACACACUCGAUGCAAGAUUGAAGAUUGGAUCUACAUUGAGAGAUAAAUACUUAUAGUAAUUUGUAUCAUGUUUGGAGGAAGAUCCAGAAAUGAAAUUGAAUCAUCAAGCUGAAGAUAACAAAUAGAAAAACUUUGUUUCUACUCUCCAGAAUGUCUUUAGAGAUUUCAAAGUUCGAUUAGCUCAAAGAGUCAAAACAACUAAGCAUGUUGAUGAAGAAGACGAGGCAUCAAUCAAAGCAUAUGUCUAAAAUGUGUUACCUACUACAGAAUAUGGCACCAAUCCAAAUCUAUUUAAUGAUAUCAAUUAAGAUUAACUGUCUGAUGUUAAAUCCUAGCAUUCACUAAAGGAUGAUCUAGAUUUCGUGUCAGAUUUGAGUGUCACUUUCCUAGAUGGCUUAUUUAAAUUGCAGAUCUUCUAUUAAUUGACUUAGUAGUUGUUUGUCAUUCACGCAUAGAAUGUCUAUACAACCAAAACCUACAAGACUUCAAUCUUGAAAUCAGAUCUCAUCAGCAAUUAUGAUCUCCCUUACAGUUAUAUCAAAGAAAACCCUUAGAAUAUCAUUUUGCCUCUUAUUGACUUUUAAGAUGAUAAGAUUGUAUUUUCAAAAGAUGAAAUCAAAUUGCAGAAGAUUAUGGAUGACUAUUUGGCUUUUGAAUUUAAUGAUGCUAAAUCUUCGAAGAAAGGAGUCUCUGUUGAUCGUGAAUAAGAGGAACUCCCAAAUGAUCAAAUUACUGAUAAAGUGGUGAUUGCCAUCUAUCAAAAGGGAUCAAGCACUUUAUUCUUUGAAUUUCAUAGAGAGUACAUGAUUGUUAGGAUAAUUAUUCAUUUCAAUAAUACUAAUGAGAAAAGAGUGAUUGAGAUUGACACACAUCAAUUCUAAUCCAAAUAUGUGGAUGAAAGAUUGAAAGAUCUCAACAAUAAACAAGUGAUCAGAUUCUUCAAGGAAUUCAGUAGAACAAUCUCAAAGGUUAUAACAAUCAAUGAAAAGGAUCAUACUCAUAAUUUUGAAGAUCUAAGAGGGGAUUUGUCUUUGUUCUUGAGAGAAAAGUUUGUUUAAAAGAUCCAAGGGAUGUUGAUGGUAAAAAGAAUGGUGGAGAAAUUCAAAUUGUAUAAAUAAUUAAAACGUUCCAAAUUGCACAUCCAUAAAUUCAUUGUGAACAAUGGUUAACAUUAUAUUGAGAUAUCCUAUUUCCUCAUCAAGUAGUCUGGCAACCUCCAAUUAAGUAUGAGGGAAUUGACCUUUGUGACUCCUUAGGGUCAUCUAGUGGAGAGGAGCAAGACUCUCAAAAGUAAAAGGAGAUUGAGAGAAAAGCAGUUUUUGAUUAACUUAGAGAAACUAUCCUAAUAAAGCGAUCAAUUAAUAAACUCAUAAACCAAAAGACAAGAUUAAUUGGACCUUUAGAGAAUCGAUUUCUCAGUUCUCUCUAAUUAUGAUUAGAUGAAGACUAUCCAAUAUUAUCGAUCAUUGAUGACUCCAUUGAUCUCUCUAAUUUAGAAGAAUCUGGUUGUCAAUUUCAAUAAGUUCCAAUUUUCAUUGACUCUACCUAUAAUAAUGAUAGAAAGUCAUAUUAUGAAAAAGAAGAAGAAGAACUACUCUCAUGAAACCAAAUUCUAAAUGAUGACUUACGCAGCCAUCGCAGCCUAAUCUACUUUCAGAAAGAAACUCUUAAAGAAGUGGUUGCAAACUAAAUUAGCCAGAAAGAGAUAGAUUGAGGAGAAAAAUAAGCAUUUGGGUGAGUUUAUAAAGAGAUCCUUCAAAGUAAUUAGAGGGGAUGAUAAAUCUGAUUAUUAUAUUAUCAAUGUAUACAAGUAGCCAGGGAAGAUACCAAGUCAAACCAUCUAUACUUUUGAAUUGAUUCCAGUAAACAAAAAUUCAAAAGACAAAGAUUCAAGGAGAGCAAAAAUGAGAGCCUCUUAUUCUCAUGAUAAUUUCUAAUUGAUUGAUUUAGGCUCAUAAUCUUUGGCAAGUCACUUUAUCAAUAAGAUCUAUAUUGAGAAUGGAAUAAUAAAAUUUGAUGAGUAUUAAUUCUAGAAGGCUCAAGAUGAUGGGAUAUCAACUACUUUUGAGGAUAAUCAGUAAAAUGAACAAUAAAACAUCAAUGUUGAUGAAAAAAUGAUUGAAAAGGAUGCCUAGGAAGUAUUGAUUGAUUAAGAGAAGACAGGGAAUACUCUCAUUAAUAUUGUGUACACUAACUCUAAGUAAUUGUUAGAUAAGAAAUCAUAUGAUGACUCUUAAAACAAUGUGACCAAAUUGUAAGUUGAUUUACAGAGCAUCAAGAAGUUGUAUCCCAAUUUCAAUGUGAAGGACCCAAAUACUGUUAAGAUUCUAAGUUAGAAUCUGAGAAAAGGAGUGAGAAUGGACUAAUUUGCAGGAGGUCUUAUGAUUGAUAAAAGCAGGAUUCAAUCAUCCUUGAUUAAUCCACUUAGUGUUGGAGUGGGUAGAGUGGAAUCCCAGAUCCAGGUCUAAUCUUAAAUGUAGAAUCAGUCCAAUUUCAAUAAGAGUAUGAGAUUAUCUUAGAGACCGUAUGCCACAAAUAUACUUGCCAAAGAGACUAUGAAUUACACAGGGAAGAAAUAUUUGAUCGUGAUAAGUUAGGUGAAGAACAAGAUUUAGAAGAUUUUAAAUUAAGAUCGAGAUUCAGUGUUUGAGGAUCACGAAAGAAUAUUAGAGAUCAAGGCUCAAAACUUGAAGGAGAGAUCGGAACCAUUCGCUUGGUAUUUAACACCUGAUGAUGCUGAGAUCUUGACUCAUGAAAAGAGUCCUGAGAAUAUGGCGAAGGUUCUGACCAAGAAUUUGCAAAUAAUAAACUCCAAAUUCAUCUAUCUAUGUUUUAAUUAAUAAGAUCAGCAGAGGGUUAAAUUGAAGCCUGAUGACAAUGUGAUUUUGUUUGUGGAGAGUACGAUUCGACCUAUGCAGACCAAGUUUAGAAAUAGGAGAAUCUUUUCUAAUUACAAAGAAUACAGGAAGACUUUGACUAGAUCCAGGGCUGAGGGAACUCUGAUAUUGCAUUUGGCCAACAAUUUGAAUACCACAAAGAGAAUGUUCGUGAUAUUGUUCAUAGAGGAGAAGGAGUCAUCGAUUUAGAUGAAGACUUGGGAUGCCACUGAGUAGAUGUAUUUUUGUGAAACGGAAUUGCAAUUGAAGAAGUACCAAUCGAUUUAUUUUUCAGACAAAUAGAAAUGUUUGAAGGCUCUGAUGAACUUUUUAGAAUUCAGAAGUGAGUAGAAUAAGAUUUAGUUUUUGCAUCCAAAGCCAGAGCAAGUUUAGGAUUAUUUUGAGAAGGAAAAGAAAUUAUCAAUUCAUUCAUCGUCUAAGAUUGGUUCACCAACGAAGUCAGUGGAUUAAAAUAAUGAACAACAACCAUAGAAGUUCUUUUAGUAGGAUCAUACCCCCAUGUAAUCACCUAUGAUGGUCAUUGAAGAUUAUCAGGACGAUGAGAUUGAGGAAAUAGCGGAAGGUGUUAUUUAAUAAUGAUAAAAUAAUCUAUAUAUUUAUUAUAAUAUUAAUAAUAUCCGUUUUAA